Oxyura jamaicensis (ruddy duck) is the source of this 378-nucleotide messenger RNA. RefSeq lists its product as uncharacterized. Lineage: Eukaryota; Metazoa; Chordata; Aves; Anseriformes; Anatidae. The record is from RefSeq and is a predicted model, not a curated record.
AUGAGGCCCUGCCACAGGCAGGCAGCUAUUUAUUUAUUUACAUUUAUUUAUUUAUUUAUUUAUUUACUUAUUUAUUUAUUUUCGAGACAGACUCUCGCUCUGCUGCCCAGGCUGGAGUGCAGCGGCGUGAUCUCGGCUCACUGCAAGCUCCGCCUCCCGGGUUCACGCCAUUCUCCUGCCUCAGCCUCCCAAGUAGCUGGGACUACAGGCGCCCGCCACCGUGCCCGGCUACUUUUUGUAUUUUGAGUAGAGAUGGGGUUUCACUGUGGUAGCCAGGAUGGUCUCGAUCUCCUGACCCCGUGAUCCGUCCACCUCGGCCUCCCAAAGUGCUGGGAUGACAGGCGUGAGCCACCGCCCCCGGCCUAUUUAUCUAUUUAU